AUGUCAUUAUCGCGAAGUCCAUCUCCAAGACCUGGAGGAGGAUGGGCUAGUCCAGGUCUCUCAAGCCCUUAUGCCAAUGUCAGUGGAAGAUCGAGCCCAAAUAAAAUGCAAAGGACAGGCGGAAAUGGAGGUUCGGUAACUUGGGAAUCUGCGAGAGCAAAGAGCGAGGAAGUAAAUGGGUACCCUUCAUUUUCAACUAAGAACAAUGGCUUCUUCAAUCGGCACAUCAGAAAUAUAUCGAAUAGUCUGCCGCAUUUUCACAUGGGAGGGGAUGGCAGUUAUGCGGAAAAAGAGAAAUUGGGGCGCGGACGAUGGUUAGGUUCUUCCAAGCUGGCACGUAUAAGAAACGGUCUUGCGAGAGUCAGUAGCAAGAUGAAGCUGCGAUUUAUGAUUGUUUUGGGGUUUGUAAUGAUGAUAAUUCUUUUCUAUUCUACACCUUUACAUUACUGGUGGCGCCGAGCAACGCAUUUUGGAGGGGGCAAAAAGUUCGUUAUAAUAUUGGCAGCAAAUCAAGGAGGUGGAGUUAUGGAGUGGAAGGGACCAAGGGAAUGGGCUAUCGAACGAGACAGUGUGAAAAACAAACGAAAAUACGCAAACAAAUGGGGAUACGAAUUGGAGAUCGUGGACAUGAGCACCAAGAAGAGAUAUGCACACGAAUGGAGAGAGAGUUGGGAAAAGGUUGACACUAUCCGGAAUUCCCUGAGAAAAUAUCCUGAAGCUGAAUGGUUUUGGUGGCUCGACCUCAACACUUUCAUCAUGGAACCUUCCUACUCCCUCCAAUCCCACAUCUUUAACAGCCUAGCCAAAAACACCUACCGCGAUAUCAAUGAUUAUAACCCCCUGAACAUAACACACCCUCUCGACUCUCCCUACCUAGAUGCCGAAUCUCGUAGCACAGUCGGAGACGGUCAAGCAAGCUCUAUAAACCUUAUAGUCCCACAAGAUUGUUCCGGUUUCAAUCUUGGUUCUUUCUUCGUGAAACGAAGCGCAUGGACUGAUCGCCUUCUCGAUGUAUGGUGGGACCCUGUCGGCUAUGAACAAAAACACAUGGAAUGGGAACAUAAAGAACAAGACGCGCUCGAGUUCUUAUACAUUAACCAACCUUGGAUACGCCCCCAUACCGCAUUUAUUCCACAGCGCAAAAUCAAUAGUUUCCCACCUGGUGCAUGCUCGGAUAACGGAAACGAUACGCGCAUUCAUUAUGAUGAACAUGAUCGAGAUUUCUUGGUUAACAUGGCAGGUUGCGAGUGGGGACGUGAUUGUUGGGGUGAGAUGUAUAAUUACAGGGAACUGAGUAAUUUCUUGAACAGAACAUGGUGGGAGAGGUUCAAGGAGGAUCUGGUGAUCAAGGCAUGGCAAAAGAUCAUGGGGAAAUCAAAGUCAAAGGAUGCCGCAAAUGGCAAUUCAUAA
Molecule: messenger RNA, 1410 nt
Organism: Botrytis byssoidea
Lineage: Eukaryota; Fungi; Ascomycota; Leotiomycetes; Helotiales; Sclerotiniaceae
Exons: 3
Coding region: 1-1410 (469 amino acids)
Biological process (GO): protein N-linked glycosylation
Cellular component (GO): Golgi membrane
Molecular function (GO): glycosyltransferase activity
Source: RefSeq, a predicted model, not a curated record